GCUCCCAGCAGCCUCCGCUCUCUCUCCCCGCGCCGCGGAGCGCCCUGCGGACUCUGCGGAGGUUUGGCACCGCGGCGGGGUCCAGGGGUUUACGGGCUUCAGCGCAGGGCGGCCGGGUUCCGCGCUGCCGCCUCCGAGGCCCAUGGGCAGAGUCGGCUCGGAAGGCCGGCACUAACCCGAGAAGAAGAUGUCCCUGUAUGACGACCUGGGAGUGGAGACCAGUGACUCGAAAACUGAAGGCUGGUCCAAAAACUUCAAACUUCUGCAGUCUCAGCUUCAGGUGAAGAAGGCAGCCCUCACUCAAGCGAAGAGCCAGCGGACAAAACAAAGUACAGUCCUUGCCCCAGUCAUUGACCUAAAGCGAGGGGGCUCCUCAGAUGACCGACAGAUUGUGGACACACCACCUCACGUAGCUGCUGGGCUGAAGGAUCCUGUUCCCAGUGGGUUUUCUGCAGGAGAAGUGCUGAUUCCCUUAGCUGAUGAAUAUGAUCCUAUGUUUCCUAACGACUAUGAGAAAGUGGUGAAACGCCAAAGAGAAGAGCGGCAACGGCAGCGGGAGCUGGAGCGACAGAAGGAAAUAGAAGAAAGGGAGAAGAGGCGUAAAGACAGGCAUGAAGCUAGUGGGUUUUCAAGGCGACCAGACCCAGAUUCUGAUGAAGAUGAAGAUUACGAGCGAGAGCGGAGGAAAAGAAGUAUGGGAGGAGCUGCCAUCGCGCCACCUACUUCUCUUGUAGAGAAAGACAAGGAAUUACCCCGAGAUUUUCCAUAUGAAGAGGACUCCAGACCUCGAUCACAGUCUUCCAAAGCUGCUAUUCCUCCUCCGGUAUAUGAGGAACCUGAUAGACCAAGAUCUCCAACUGGGCCCAGCAACUCCUUCCUUGCUAACAUGGGUGGCACAGUAGCACAUAAGAUUAUGCAGAAGUACGGCUUCCGGGAAGGCCAGGGCCUGGGGAAGCAUGAGCAGGGGCUGAGUACGGCACUUUCGGUGGAGAAGACUAGCAAGCGGGGCGGCAAGAUCAUCGUGGGUGAUGCCACAGAGAAGGGCGAGUCUCAGGAUGCAUCCAAGAAGUCGGAUUCAAAUCCCUUAACUGAAAUACUUAAGUGUCCUACUAAAGUGGUCUUGCUGCGGAACAUGGUGGGUGCAGGAGAGGUAGAUGAAGACUUGGAAGUUGAAACCAAGGAAGAGUGUGAAAAGUACGGCAAAGUUGGAAAGUGUGUGAUAUUUGAGAUUCCUGGUGCCCCUGAUGAUGAAGCAGUACGGAUAUUUUUAGAAUUCGAGAGAGUGGAAUCAGCAAUUAAAGCUGUUGUUGAUCUGAAUGGGAGGUAUUUUGGUGGACGGGUGGUUAAAGCAUGUUUCUACAAUUUGGAUAAAUUCAGGGUGUUGGAUCUGGCGGAACAAGUUUGAUUUUUAAGAUCUAGUCAUCUCCAGUGAUCCUUAAUGAGCUGCAGACUGAGCGAUGAAACAGACCUCAGCCUCCACGGCUGUUGGACACUGAGACCCUUGGAUGGACUUCUAAGAUAUAUGUUGAUGGAUCCCUUUUUUAUUUUGUGGGGUUUUUUUAAUAUAGUAUAAAAAUCCUUCAAAAAAAAAAUCAGUGUGCCUCUCUGGUUGUCUCCUUACUCCUGCUUCUGAGUUGACGGUAUUUUUCGCUGGCAUUUCACAGGUUUCAGUAAUGCAAUGUUUUUUGCACUAAAAGUAUCCAGGAAGGUUUGGAAUGUGGAGUUUGUACUAAAUUACCCUUUUUCUUUUUUCAUUUAAUAAAGCCUACAAGUUACUAAGCUGUAGCUUCAUAAAAUCCAAUAAUAAAAUAGCAAUUUGGCAGUAUGCCAGAGGGGAAAAUGCCUGCUUUCUCUAAUAGAGAAGUUCCUAGUGAGUCUAGUCCUGAAAAUUUUAACAGCCUGAAAUAAGACCGAGGAGUUGUGGUCCUACUAGGGCCUGUUAAUGAGUCAUUUGUCGUUAAGACAAAUCAGGCUUUGUGAUGGAUUUAUGUGGUGUGAAUAUAGAAAUCAUGAGUCCAGCGUUGCUUUUUGGACAUUCGAACACGGUCUUCAGAGUAGAUUAUAAGGGUUGUUAACUCAAAGCCUCACGGGUACAUUGUAAACAUGCCCAGUUGGGUUUUGAAAAGUGCCAUUUUCUCGGAGUCAUGCUUAUACUGGCAAAGUUUACAAAUGUUCUAUUGUAUAUAAUUUAAAAAUUCAUAAAGUUAAACCAUGUUAGCUAUUUAGUUCUGGAAUUGUGGGAAAUUAUAUCUUUGAAGCACAGUGGUAUGGGUUGCUUAAAACAUUAGCUGGACUACGGAAAAGAAACAAAAAAGUUAGUACUUGGGUUCAUUGCCCGAGGAAGAGGUACUUCAAGAAAGUGCUCGGGCCAGUGUUGCGUCUUGAUUUCCCAAAACUUGCAGGUGACAUCACUGAAGUAAAAACUGAAGGACACGAGCCUGUGUUCUGUCUUCAAGUUAC
Nannospalax galili (Upper Galilee mountains blind mole rat) is the source of this 2460-nucleotide messenger RNA. RefSeq names its product RNA binding motif protein 17 (gene Rbm17). Gene Ontology annotation, biological process: mRNA cis splicing, via spliceosome; alternative mRNA splicing, via spliceosome. Gene Ontology annotation, molecular function: RNA binding. The coding region runs from base 188 to 1405 and encodes 405 amino acids. Gene Ontology annotation, cellular component: precatalytic spliceosome. The record is from RefSeq and is a predicted model, not a curated record. The transcript is spliced from 12 exons. NCBI's taxonomy places the organism in Eukaryota, Metazoa, Chordata, Mammalia, Rodentia, Spalacidae.